Messenger RNA from Rotaria socialis, 477 nucleotides. The record is from the annotation of a GenBank genome assembly. Lineage: Eukaryota; Metazoa; Rotifera; Eurotatoria; Philodinida; Philodinidae.
AUGCUACAAAUUGAUCCAUUAUUUCAGGCGAUCAGUUUAUUUCGUCGUCGUCGAUAUGAACCAUGUGUUGAAAUAACAACUCGUUUACUUGAAAAAAAUCCUAAUGAUCAAGUAGCAUGGUUACUUAAAAUGCGUGCACUAACAGAACAAUUAUACAUAGAUGAAACUGAGAUGGGUGAUGAUGGUCUGGCUGAUAUGUUAGAUGACAAUGCGUUUCAUCAGGCACCAAUGCCUGGUACAUCUAUGCGACAACCAACUGCUAAUCCAAACAUAGGCGUAACUGGACCAAGUCCUGCUGUGAGACCUGUGACAAUGUCUGGUCGACCAAUCACUGGUGUACUUCGAUUGAAUACUCAAUCGACACAAGCCGGCAAGAGCAUGGAAAAUAUAUUGAAGACUGCUCGUACAGCAGCUACAGCAAGACCAGUAACAACUGCUAACGGCCGUUUUGUUCGACUUGGAACAGUAAGUAAAUAA